Molecule: messenger RNA, 640 nt
Organism: Durusdinium trenchii
Lineage: Eukaryota; Dinophyceae; Suessiales; Symbiodiniaceae
Source: the annotation of a GenBank genome assembly
CUUUCUUCACGCGUUCACGCGUGACAGGUUUGAAUACAGACAGUUCAGUGCAGAGGGGUGCAUCGUAGAUGUUUGUCGGAGAUUGAAUCCAUGCUCCUUGAUGGCGGGUGUGGUCUCACUUUUCAUUCUGAAUCGGAAUGGAUCCUUGAUCUACAGCCUAGAGACUCAAGAUGCUGGUGGAUACUGAACAAGCUUGAAGUCAAUUUCCACUAUCAGGGGUCCAGCCAACUGUCCUCCAACGACAAGAUCCGCUUGUCUUCAACCUUUCACGGCGAUGAUGUAUCCUGCAUCAGCGCGAUUGCCGCCCAGAUCUCACCUGUCAAAAGAAGUGGAGGCCCAUUCAGUUUUUUGCAGACAACUGGCAUCCGGACACUCGACGCUGACACGUUCCGAUUACAAUGCUUCCACACGGCCACCGGUGUGAAAAUUUUUUGUGUCAUGCUGCCGCCCUAUGUGGAUGCUGAUAUACUUUUACGGCAGGUCUAUAGUCACUACAGCGACUAUGUGUUGAAGAAUCCAUUCUACGAACUCGACAUGCCCAUCCGCUGCGAACCAUUUGAGAAAGAGGUGCAAAGAAGCCUCUCCGAGUUCCAGGGGCGAUGAUGCAGCAGCACUGAAGGCGCAUGCUCUUGAGUCCAAA